Penicilliopsis zonata CBS 506.65 is the source of this 1905-nucleotide messenger RNA. RefSeq lists its product as hypothetical. Gene Ontology annotation, cellular component: nucleus. Gene Ontology annotation, biological process: double-strand break repair; single strand break repair. The transcript is spliced from 8 exons. The record is from RefSeq and is a predicted model, not a curated record. Lineage: Eukaryota; Fungi; Ascomycota; Eurotiomycetes; Eurotiales; Aspergillaceae. Bases 1 to 1905 code for a protein of 634 amino acids. Gene Ontology annotation, molecular function: single-stranded DNA binding; double-stranded DNA binding; 3'-tyrosyl-DNA phosphodiesterase activity.
AUGGAUGCCGGUGAUUUUGAUGACGCUGAUAUCAGAGCAGCUAUUGUAGCCUCGCUCAGGGAUCUACAGUCGCCAGGGAGGACGACCGACACGAGCCAGCAAGACGUCGUUGAUUUAACCGCUGAUACUGAUACUGAAAGUGAAGACGAUGACGGCAAGCCGGCUGGGCUUGUUCCCAUGUCCAAAUCUAAUAUUGGUUCAGAGACGGAUGGAGAUGACGAUGAUCUGAAGAGGGCAAUCGAGUUGUCUUUGCAGGAUGCUGAUGGCGAAGGGGAAGAGCAAGAAGAAAUCAAGCAGCAUGGCGAUCCAGAGAUCCGUCAGGUUGAUUCCGCCCCUUCGGCUGGGCUGGAGAAAGGGCCUACUCCCUUGGGGCUUCUAGUUCUCGAUCGAAAACAGAUGGAACAAGAACGUCUCGCGCGUGUUGCGAAGAGGAAGGCUGAACGGAGCAUCUCUCCGCCAUCUGUUGGACGUUCAAAGCUUCAGAAAUCAGAAACCACUCAGAAAGAGGACGACGUAUCAGUCCGGCCAGUGCCAGGUGGUAAGCAAGCCACUCCGCUGCCAGGCAGCCAGCCGCCGAGGACGCCGGGGAUUGUGUUCCCCCAAGGCGUGGUGAAAAAGACAUGGGCGAAUGGGUGCCCGAGGAUUGGAGAUGAUAUUACGAUCGAGGAGGUUUUCCAAAGAUCCGACCUCGAGCUCGCCGUCCUCAGCUCCUUCAUCUGGGAUAUGGACUGGGUUUUUUCGAAGCUGGACACCAGCCGGACUCGGUUCAUCCUGAUGAUGCAAGCCAAAGAAGAAGCUACAAGACAACAAUAUCUAGCAGAAACAGCCGAAAUGAGGAACAUCAGACUUUGUUUCCCGCCUAUGGACGGCCAGGUUAACUGCAUGCACUCGAAACUCAUGAUCCUCUUCCAUCCAGACUAUGUUCGAUUAGUAGUCCCAAGUGCAAACCUGGUGCCAUUCGACUGGGGGGAGAACCGCGGGGUUAUGGAGAAUAUGGUGUUCUUGAUUGAUCUACCGAAACGAAGCGGCGAGCCAGCUUCGCCCAAGACGCCUUUCUACGACGACCUGGUCUACUUUCUCCAAGCGACUACGCUCAACGCCAACAUCAUCGCCAAACUCGAAGGGUUUGACUUUGGCGAAACACAGAAUCUUGGCUUUGUUCAUACAAUCGGCGGAACCCAUACGGGCGACUCAUGGCGACGAACGGGAUACUGCGGCCUCGGCCGGGCAGUGAGGUCCCUCGGACUGCAGACGAGCCAACCUUUGAACAUUGAUUUCGUGGCAUCUUCCAUCGGCUCCUUGACAGACCAAUUCUUGCGAUCCAUCUACCGCGCCGCACAGGCUGACGACUCAGGCUCCGACUUCACCGAGCUCAAACCAAAGACAGAAGACACGGAAUGGACGCACCGCUUCCGCAUCUUCUACCCCUCGCACGAGACAGUCCAGGCCUCCAAGGGCGGGGAUCCCAGCGCCGGCACGAUCUGCUUCCAGGCACAUUGGUACGAGGGGGCCAAGUUCCCGCGCCACGUCCUACGAGAUUGUAUCAGUCGACGCCCGAUGGUACUCAUGCAUAAUAAGAUUCUCUUUGCUCGGCUCGACGAAGCCGUCACUACAAAGCACGGGCCUGUAAAUGCAUGGGCGUAUAUUGGGAGUGCCAACAUCUCGGAAAGUGCAUGGGGCCGCCUCGUCUCGGACCGAAGCACGAAACAACCGAAACUCAACUGUCGGAAUUGGGAGUGUGGGGUUCUUGUGCCUGUUGGAAAGGAAACCCCUGCCCGAGAUACUCAAACGAUCGAUACGCCUGCAGAUGAUCUGGUGGGAGUGUUUGAGGGGACGGUGCCCGUGCCGAUGGUUAUUCCUGGAAGAAGAUUCGAGGGAGGGAUUCGGCCUUGGUUUCAGCGGUAG